AUGGCACGAGUACACUUGUUUGCCGGUCCCCAGUCAAACAACGACAAAAAGUCUCGAUCCCAACACCAACAUGAUUCCGAGUACAACAACAACUUGAAUGUUGACCGUCGAGGUCCUUCUCCUAUGGUCAUUCCUGCAACAAUGGCAAAGGAAGAGAAUGCUGUCAAUACGCAAGCUGUAUCAGUAGAGUCUUCGACUUCUUUAACGACACAAGACCAUCAUCAUCAACAUCAUCCAUCAUCUUCACCCCCGCCGCCGCAGCAGCAGCAGCAACAACAGCAUGAGCAACACAAAGAGCCUGAUGCUGCAUCAAUUGCUACCUUAACAGCCAUUUUACAAAACGCUCAAGCAGCAGCCAUGAAUAAUGGUGGUGAUAUCAAUGAUGUCGUUGGUGCUGUUGCCGCUCAUUUAUCAGUGAAGCCUGAAUCGAUCGAUGAGAAGGAAAAGGGUCAUGAUGAAUCAUCAACGAGUGAGCAACAAUUAUUGCAGACCUUGUUACGUGCCGAAAGCAACCAUGAACUUCCCAGCAAGAAGAGAAAGACUGAAAUGGAAUGGAUUGAUCAGGCGACUGCGGCUACAGCGCUUCAAAUGCUUGGCUUAUCACACCAAGAAGCCAAACCUCAGCAACCCAAUGAUACAUCAGAGGAUGGCAACAAUCAACAACACUUGCAGCAACAACAAUGUGCACAACCAGACAAUGAGCAACGAUCCCAAGAUAUGGAUAAUGUCAUGUUGGUGGCUGAUUAUCCUGGUUUAUCAGCUGUGGAUGCAUCUACUUUGGAAUUACAGCAUGCUGGUGGUGAAAGUGAUCAGGAAUACAAACGUGGCAAUUGGACACCUGAAGAAGACGAGCUAUUGAUUGCCGGCAUCAAACGCUUUGGUUAUGGUCGAUGGAAAGAUAUUGCCAACAUGAUCCCUGGUCGAAAAGGCAAACAACUCAAGCAACGAUGGGAUAAUACACUUGCAUCCAAAUUUGUCGAUACUGCUUGGUUACGUAGCAAGAUUCGUGGUGAUGAAGAAGAAUGGCAACAUGACAUUGAUGUUGAAGGAUCAGCACCACCUUCACCUUCAUUCCAACAAAACAAAGAUGAUCGAGCAUCUUCAUCAGCCGCAUUAGCAGCCGCAGCACAAGCAGCAGUAGCAGCUACACAAUCAUCAUCAUCACCAUCAUCUUCCACUGAUCAACAAUCACAAGAACAUCACCAGCAACAAACCGCCAUGAGUGGAGCAGGCGACAUCAUGCAAAAGAUUACCGAAAAGGCCAAGGAAGGCAAUCAUGAAGCCAUUGAAGCCUUGCUUUCACAAGCCUUGUUGGGUACGAUUCAUCACAAUAGCCAUCCGCAUACCAAUACGUCUACAUCCUCGUCAUCAUCCAUAUCCACAUCUGAAGCCCUUCCUCUUGAACAAACCAUUAGCAACUUUGCUGAUGCUGCAGCUCUUGCCAUUUACGCACAACAAUUUACCCAACAACAACAACAACAGCAAAGGAGGGAUGGAGAAUCAUCAUCAUCGUCGUCCUCUGCACCACAACAACCCUCCACAUCUCCCAUCACAUCGCCUACUUCUUCAUCACCGUCAGCUGCAUUAACAGCUUUGGUCAGCAAUCAUCCUUAUUUGUUCCCGUUUGCACAAGGCAAUGGCCAUGAUACAAACAACACAGGUGCCAACAACAACAACCACCACCAUGGUAGCAGUAGCAGUAGUGCAGCAGCAGUAGCAGCAGCCGUGGCUGCCAUGGCAGCGAGUCAACAAGGACUUGCAACCAAUCGACCACCACCUAAACCUGCUCCACGUGCUACACCUGGUAGCAAACGACGGAGAUCUGAUCCAGCUUUGGCUGACACUCAAUCCGCUGCCAUGUCGAUUUAUGCUUCAGCAGCACCGAUUACCACCACCAUCAACAACCAGACACAAACCGUUUACCCUUGCCUCUUCCCCAAUUGUGGAAAGACCUUUGCUCGCCUCUACAACCUAAAGAGUCAUUCACGUACCCAUACAGAUGAUCGUCCUUUUGUAUGCGAAGUCUGUCAAACCGCUUUCAGCCGUAACCAUGAUCUCAAACGCCAUGCAAAGAUUCACGGUGGUGAUAAGCCUCACAAAUGCCUUGGAUGCAAUAAGACUUUCUCUCGAUUGGAUGCACUUAAACGACACAAGAGCAAUCUACGUAACAAGGCCACUUGUUUAGCACCUUAA
Messenger RNA from Lichtheimia ornata, 2193 nucleotides. RefSeq lists its product as uncharacterized. Bases 1 to 2193 code for a protein of 730 amino acids. The record is from RefSeq and is a predicted model, not a curated record. Gene Ontology annotation, biological process: regulation of transcription by RNA polymerase II. Gene Ontology annotation, molecular function: DNA-binding transcription factor activity, RNA polymerase II-specific; RNA polymerase II cis-regulatory region sequence-specific DNA binding. Lineage: Eukaryota; Fungi; Mucoromycota; Mucoromycetes; Mucorales; Lichtheimiaceae. The transcript is spliced from 3 exons.